Messenger RNA from Dibothriocephalus latus, 690 nucleotides. NCBI's taxonomy places the organism in Eukaryota, Metazoa, Platyhelminthes, Cestoda, Diphyllobothriidea, Diphyllobothriidae. The record is from the annotation of a GenBank genome assembly.
AUGAUGGCGUCGUCCGUGCCCCUUCCUCCUCCCCUUCCCGCCGACCGUACGCUCGGUCAGAAACCGAGUAUAUGGGUUUCCAUCGGCCAGAAAAUUGCAAAAUACAAACCACUUAACCUGGGACAGGGGCCCGAAUCCGGUAAAUUGCGACCGGGCGUAACGCGCGCCGAUGUUGAUCUCGUAGAUUUUCGCAAAACGACCAGCAUCUGCCUGCGUAACCAGUUUUUACUGAUGUUUAAACAGGGCCAGGUCGCUCUUGUCGAGGCGCUCUCCAAAGUCUACACACCCCUCACUCGCCAUAACGAGGCUGUUUCUGGACCUUGUCCGUCGCAUCUGAAGGCCACCACUUUCUCUGCAUCGCGCGAAAUCAAUCCUCUGACCGAGAUCCUCAUCUCUGUCGGUGCCUAUGGAUGCCUUUCCACCGCAUUCUUUGCUGUUGUCGACCGUGGAGACGAAGUGAUAAUUAUUGAGCCGUCCUUCGACUGCUACACUCCUAUGACACUAGCUGUCGGCGGAAUACCCGUCUACACGGCAUUACAGCCUCCCAAGACUCUUGGUCAGUGUUCAAGUAGUGAUUGGAGCCUGGAUUUUGCCGAUCUCGAAUCAAAGAUUACGAAGAAGACGAAGGUCAUCGUCAUCAACACUCCAAAUAAUCCGCUCGGAAAGGUAGACCCUCACAGUUUGAAAUAA